CCGCAGGGGCGCUGUGGGGACGGACCGUGCGGGUGCAGCGCCGCCAUGGCCGCCCGAGUGCUGAACGUGAACGUGGGAGUGCUGGGCCAUAUCGACAGCGGGAAGACAGCGCUGGCGCGGGCGCUCAGCACCACCGGCUCCACCGCCGCCUUCGACCGGGCGCCGCAGAGCCGCGCGCGGGGCAUCACGCUGGACCUGGGCUUCUCCUGCCUGCGCACCGAGCUGCCGCCGCAGCUGGGCCCGGGGCCCGGCGAGCUGCAGCUCACGCUGGUGGACUGCCCGGGGCACGCCUCCCUCAUCCGCACCAUCAUCGGCGGUGCCCAGAUUAUCGAUUUAAUGAUGCUUGUGAUAGAUGUGACAAAGGGGAUGCAGACACAGUCAGCAGAGUGCUUGGUAAUUGGGCAAAUUGCCUGCCAGAAGAUGGUGGUAGUCCUGAACAAAAUAGAUCUCCUUCCAGAGGGGAAGAGACAGAGUGCCAUUGAGAAGAUGACUAAGAAAAUGCAGAAGACCUUGGAAAAUACCAAGUUCUCUGGGUGUCCUAUUGUAGCUGUGGCAGCAAAGCCUGGUGGACCAGAAGCCCCGGAGUCUGAGAAUCCACUGGGUAUUUCUGAAUUAAUUGAGGUCUUGAAGUCUCAGGCUUACCUGCCAUCAAGAGACCCCUCAGGACACUUCCUUAUGGCAGUCGACCACUGUUUCUCUAUCAAGGGUCAAGGCACAGUGAUGACAGGGACUAUUCUUUCUGGCUCUGUUAGCCUUGGUGACAGUGUGGAGAUUCCUGCCCUGAAGGUGACAAAGAAGGUCAAGUCCAUGCAGAUGUUCCAUACUCCUGUGACUUAUGCAAUGCAGGGGGACAGGGUGGGUGUCUGUGUGACCCAGUUUGAUCCCAAGCUGCUGGAGCGAGGCCUGAUUUGCACCCCAGAUUCACUUCACACCAUCCACGCUGCCAUCAUUUCCCUGAAGAAAAUUCAGUAUUUCCGAGGAGCUCUUCAGACUAAGGCCAAGUUCCACAUCACGGUCGGCCAUGAGACAGUGAUGGGAAGAGUGAUGUUUUUCAGUCCUGCCCCUGCUAACUUCAAUGAAGAAAUUCAAGAAAAUGUAUUUGAUUUUGAAAAAGAUUAUCUUUAUCAAGAGCAAUAUUUGUCCAAGGACUCGGUUUCUUCAGAGGAGAACAAAGAAAAUGACCAGGCAGGAGAAGUUCAACUCCCAAAACAACAGUGGGCUUUGCUGGAGUUUGAAAAACCAGUCACUUGUCCUAAACUUUGCCUUGUGAUUGGCUCCAAGCUGGAUACAGAUAUUCAUGCCAAUACCUGCAGGCUGGCAUUCCAUGGGGUGCUGCUCCAAGGCAUGGAAGACAAGAACUACACAGAGACUUUCCUUCCAAAGCUGAAAGUCUACAAACAGAAGCAUAAAGAAGGACAGGUGGAAAGGGUGAUGGACGAUUACAGUGUGAUUGGUCGUUCAUUGUUUAAAAAGGAAACAAACAUCCAGAUUUUUGUGGGUCUGAAAGUGAAACUGUCUACAGGAGAAGAUGGAAUAAUAGAUGGUGGUUUUGGACAAAGUGGUAAAUUCAAAAUCCGAAUUCCAGAUGGGCUGAAGCCAGACACCAAGAUGCUGCUAACUGCUGCCUCCAAGAAGAAAUCCAAGGGAGGGAAGGGGGAUAUGAACAAAGAGGAUGAAAGCAGCAAGAAUGAUUCAGCCCAACCUGUUACUAUCUCUCUUAUCUUUAAAAGAUAUGUUUUUGACACACAGAAGAAAAUGAUUCAGUCCUGAGGAAACAAGAGAGGCCUUUGAUUACACCUUAAAGUCCAGACCCUGAAAUGCAUUGAGUUGGAAUGUGUUUCUUGUCCAAACACAUUAGACCUGUUCUUUCCUCACAAACAGAGCCUGGAAGCUUGUGCUGACUGUGCUCCCUUCCAACAUCUCUGCAGUCUCGUAUUGUUCUGUUCAGAUUUGCUUAUUUUGUCAUUUCUGUGAUGUGCAUCUUUGUGGCAUCUCAUCUGGCCCACCUGCCAGAGGAGCACCCUGGGUGCACAUUCUAAUUGCACUGUUUGCCUGGAUAAUUGUGGUGAAGUUUCUCUUGAUUUAGAAGUUUGCCACCAAGUCAGGAUGUGAAUUUCAUGUGAUCCACAAAGUGAAGCUGAUUAUUCUAGGCUUACUUCCUUGAGCAAAGUGGCAGACCAAAGGCAUACUGUUUAAUAGGUGAAAGCUAAAAUGGAUGUUUCACAUUCCUUCAGUUGCAAAUGUGUAAGAUGCUAUCUGAGAGAUGGUAUGGAUGUUUUUUAUAAAUACAGUUUAUAUCUACAAAUGUUUUUCAUAUUAAAUAUAAUGAUCUGUGUA
Messenger RNA from Zonotrichia leucophrys gambelii, 2337 nucleotides. RefSeq names its product eukaryotic elongation factor, selenocysteine-tRNA specific (gene EEFSEC). NCBI's taxonomy places the organism in Eukaryota, Metazoa, Chordata, Aves, Passeriformes, Passerellidae. Gene Ontology annotation, molecular function: GTPase activity; translation elongation factor activity; GTP binding. Gene Ontology annotation, biological process: selenocysteine incorporation. The record is from RefSeq and is a predicted model, not a curated record. The transcript is spliced from 7 exons. The coding region runs from base 46 to 1770 and encodes 574 amino acids.